UUUCCGAUCUGAGAGGCUACCCAAUUUCCUAUAUAUGGUAAGGUUUGGUGUGUUUCUGCUCUGAGUUUGGAGAAGCAACAUUUGCACACCAAAAGUGGUGAAUUCUCUCGGUUCAUGCAACUGUUUGGUCUCCCCAUUCUCCCUCUCUGUUAGCUUUUGUGAACAAAAAUGCAAACUCUUCUUUCUCUGUCACACUCUCCUUCAACUCCACACUUUCCAAACUUCACACCAAGGCCAAAGUACCUUCCUCAACUCCACUCCUUCAAUACCUUCUCCUUGCCCCCAUCUUCUCCUUUGCACCUCACUGACACAAAGUCUCCACCUUUCUUCAUUUCUUCUCCCAAGCUUGCAUCUUUCAGGCUCCUUGCUGCUUCUAUCUCUGAUGCCAGAAGUGAUGAACCAGCCAAAGCUAGUGAGUUGGUUAAGACCCUGCAGCUAGGAGCCAUGCUUGCCCUUUGGUACCUCUUGAACAUCUACUUCAACAUCUACAACAAGCAGGUUCUGAAAGUCUAUCCAUUUCCAGCAACAGUUACAGCAUUUCAAUUUGGCUUUGUGUCACUGGUGAUUAAUUUAAUCUGGACUUUCAAUCUCCACCCCAGACCAAGCAUCAGAGGUUCACAGCUUGCAACACUCCUUCCACUGGCUCUGGCUCACACAUUAGGGAAUGUCUUGACCAACAUUAGUCUUUGCAAGGUUGCUGUAUCUUUCACUCACACAAUCAAAGCUAUGGAGCCUUUCUUUACUGUUCUUCUUUCUGCUCUUUUCUUGGGUCAGAUGCCUACUUUCUGGGUGUUUUCUUCCCUUAUACCAAUAGUUGGAGGAGUGGCGUUGGCAUCAAUGACUGAAGUCUCUUUCAAUUGGAUUGGCUUCAUCACUGCUAUGGCAGCUAACGUUACAAAUCAAUCAAGGAACGUUUUGAGCAAAAAAAUGAUGACUAGUGAAGAGGAAAGUUUGGACAUUAUCAAUCUCUAUGGAGUUUUAACAAUGAUUUCCUUCAUGUUUUUGGUUCCAUAUGCCUUACUUGUGGAGGGUGUCAAGUUUUCUCCUUCAUACCUGCAAUAUGCAGCAAGCCAAGGGCUGAAUGUUAGAGAGUUAUGUGUCAGAGCAAUUUUUUCAGCAUUCUGCUUCCAUGCAUACCAACAGGUUUCAUAUAUGAUAUUGGAGAUGGUGUCACCUGUGACACACUCAGUUGCAAACAGUGUGAAGCGUGUGGUUAUCAUUGUUUCUUCAGUCAUCUUCUUCCAAACUCCUGUCUCUCCUGUUAAUGCAAUUGGAACUGCUAUUGCUCUUGUUGGAGUUUUCUUGUACUCAAGGGCAAAGAGGAUUAAGCCUGUGCAAAAGACAAACUGAGGCACAAUAACCCUUCCAAUGAAAGGACGCACGAGGGGAGAGGGAAAAGUAAAUAUUGUAGACACAUGACAACAAUUGAUUUUUUUUUUUGUUUUCUUGGUACCACCUAUUUAUAAAUUGAAACUCAAUUUUAGUAAAUAAUAAUACAGGAGUUUAAUUGGGGCUCGUAUAACUUCUAUUAUAUGACUUUUUAAUAUAGUAUUACAAAGAGUUUAAUGGUUAUGUA
Messenger RNA from Vigna umbellata (rice bean), 1576 nucleotides. Its product is annotated as phosphoenolpyruvate/phosphate translocator 2, chloroplastic-like. Gene Ontology annotation, molecular function: transmembrane transporter activity. NCBI's taxonomy places the organism in Eukaryota, Viridiplantae, Streptophyta, Magnoliopsida, Fabales, Fabaceae. Gene Ontology annotation, biological process: transmembrane transport. Gene Ontology annotation, cellular component: membrane. The record is from RefSeq and is a predicted model, not a curated record.